UGCUUUACUGCGCAUGUGCGAACAUUAUGUCGAACAUCGCUAGGUUGCCUCGUUUUCCUUGAUGUUUUAUAUGCAUCUCCUGGUAAUAUAACCUAAGAUCGAAACGGCGAAUAUCCAUGUGCUUGUAAAAAAUACUAAAAGAUGUAAACAAUCUAUAAAUGAUUACAAUAAUAUUACGGAUUUUUAAUUGGCAUUAACGAGCAGAGAAAAUAAAGAAGUGGAGGAAACUAGGAAGACAUAUUGUUUACAAUGGAUGAGGAUACAGUGAAGCAUAAAAGUCAUAGGGACCGCAAUGCCGGUCGCAAGGCUGAGAAGAAGAAGACAAAAAAGAAACAUGUGCAGGAACUGACGGACAAACAGAGGAAUCCAAAAGCGUUUACUUUUCAUUCUACAGUUAAAGCAGAGAGGAGAUUUAGACGAAAACAGGAUAUUGAAACUAAGAAGCAGCAUAUACCUGUAAUUGAUAGAAAGCCUGUGGAACCACCACCAGUCUUCGUGGCCGUGGUAGGCCCACCAAAAGUGGGAAAGUCGCUGCUUAUUCAAUGCUUAAUAAAAAGCUAUAUCAGACAACCAUUAACUAAUAUACGUGGCCCGGUUACCGUUGUGACCAGCAAAAAGCAAAGGGUCACCUUCAUGGAAUGCAAUAAUGAUCUGAAUUGCAUGAUUGAUCUUGCCAAAGUGGCAGACUUGGUAUUAUUACUGGUAGAUGCUUCCUUUGGAUUUGAAUUAGAGACAUUCGAAUUUCUGAACAUGUGUCAAGUGCAUGGCAUGCCCAAAAUUCUGGGAGUCCUUACUCAUCUAGAUCAGAUAAAGAAUGUCACUCAGAUGAGGAAGACCAAGAAGCUGCUGCAGCAUCGCUUCUGGACAGAGCUAUAUGCUGGUGCAAAGUUGUUCUAUCUGUCUGGAUUGUUGCAUGGAGAGUAUCUAUAUGCAGAAGUAAAGAAUCUGGCACGAUACAUAUCAAUCAUGAAAUACAGGCCUUUAACUUGGCGUACUACUCAUCCUUACAUAGUCGUCGAUAGAGUAGAAGACAUAACACCACCGGAGAUGAUCAGAAAGAAUCCAGUAGUCGACAGAACUGUCAGUUUAUACGGAUAUGUCCGAGGAAUUCCUUUGCAUAACGAGACCUUUAUUCAUAUACCCGGUUAUUCGGAAGAUAUGAAGAUUAAGAAAAUAAACAUUUUAUCAGAUCCUUGUCCACUUCCAGAGGAGAUUAAGAAGCGAAGUUUAGUAGAAAAGGAGCAGUUGAUUUAUGCACCGUUUUCUGGCAUCGGUGGCUUAAUUUAUGACAAAGAUGCUGUUUACGUAGAAUUGGGUGGCAGUCAUUCCUACAAAAAAGAAGAUACAGAACUGAUCGAUGAUUUCAUAGAUAUACAGGAGACGCUAGACCAGAAAUUACAACAGAGAGAGCUGAAACUAUUUAGCGAUUCCGCGCCGAUCAAGUCACAGGACGUCGACGAGAAUAUGGCUCCUUAUACGAGUAAGUUAAUCACAGAGGAUAAAAGAAUUCGGAGAAAAGUAAUAUUUAAUGACGAAACAAAUAUGGAAAAUGCCUUUAAUGCCUUGAAUGAAGAUGAUGAGAAUGACGACGACGAAACAGAUGAAAAUAAUGACGAUGAUGAGGAUGAAUCAAAUGAUGAUGAAACUUUGGAAAAAGCUAGAAAAAACUUUAAAAGAAAAAAUACUGAGGAGCACGAUAUCGAAAAGAAGCAGAAAAGAGAUGUAAUUGUAGAAGAUAAUGCAAUUAUAGAAAAUGAUAACACAAGUCUCAAUGAGAGUGAGUUAAUAUACAAUAAAAAGAAGAAUCUUCAGGAAAACGUAGAAGUAUAUCAUUCUUUGAGUAAAAAGUCAGAUGAGUUGAUAAGAGAUAAGAUCUCAAAAGCAUUGAGUGUUUUGGAAACAACAAAGAAGAACAUAAAGCAGGAUGAUGAAAGCUUCGAUGAGUUCAGAGAUGAAGACUCAGAUGCGAGAUUAGAAAUGACCGAUGCAAAACGAACCAAUGAUUUCGAAGGCAAUAUUUUUGAAGAUAAACAAGAAGAAAAGGAUAGCGAUGUCAGGAUAGACGAGAACGAAGAUGAAACACCAGAUGAAUUUAAGUGGAAAACAAAUUUAGCUGAAAAGGCGAGGGAAGCCUUCAUAAAUCGCCAGCAAGGAAAUAUGAACUUGAUGAAGUUGGUUUAUGGAGUAUUUGAUCAGAAAGAGGAAAAGGAGGAAAAGAAGGAUAAAAAGGACGAGAAGUCUGGUGACGAUAUCGGCGGAAUAUUCCGCAUGGUUCAAGAACAACAACAGCAGAAGAUACACGAGCGGGAGCUGCAGGAUCAGGAGGAGUCCGUUUUCUAUCCAAUGGAGAACAUGCGUGAUUGGCUGAAAGAAGAGAACAAGACGUUGUUGAUGAAAUAUUUCGUAACGGGCCCAUGGAAAGAAUCGGAGGACGCGGAAGAGCUUUUGAAGCUGGAUAACGAGAAUGUAUAUGGCGACUUCGAAGAUUUGGAGACUGGGGAAAAACAUAAAACGGAGGAUGCAGCUCCCAAAAAUUUGUCGGCGGAUGAGGAAGAGGAGAGAAAGAAGCUACUGGAAAAGAAGAAGAAAUUGAAGGAGCAAUUUGAUGCGGAUUAUGAUAAUCCGAAUAAAAAGACAUACUAUGAUGAACUGAAGGCCGAGGUGGAGGAACAGGCGGAUAUCAACAAGUCGGCGUUCGAAGGAUUGGAUGACUAUUUCAGAUUUCAGUUGGAAGGCUACCGUCCCGGUAUGUAUGUGCGCGUAGAAAUCGAAAAGGUGACAUGUGAGCUGAUAGAGUAUUUCGAUCCAACAUAUCCGAUCGUCAUCGGUGGUCUGUUGCCUGGCGAAGAGGAGAAGAAACCUCUUGGAUUAGCAAAGCUCUGGGAUGGUAUCGAAUUGCAAGCGCGUAUUAAGAAGCAUCGAUGGUUUCCAAAGAUCUUGAGGUGGGGCGAUCCGCUUAUUUUCUCCGUAGGUUGGCGCAGAUUUGAAUCGCGUACACUUUUCUCCAAGCAGGAAGACAAUCUGUCUCAUCGGUUUCUGAAAUACACUCCGGAGCACAUGCCAUGUACAGUUCACUUCAGGGGCCCGAUGAUUCCGGAGGGUACAGGAAUUCUGGCGGUGCAGAAGGUUUCGAACAAGGAGACAAGUUUUCGUAUUGCGGCAACUGGUUCGAUAAUAGAGACAGACGAAAAGAAGGUGAAGAAGGCGCUUAAACUUAUAGGCAAACCGACGAAAAUCUACCGCAAGACUGCGCUUAUCAAAGAGAUGUUCAAUUCUGCCAUUGAGGUCGCAAAGUUCCAGAAUGCUCAGAUCCAAACAGUGUCGGGUAUUCGCGGUCAGAUCAAGCAGGCUAUUGGUACGGACGGUCUCUUUCGCGCUACCUUCGAAGACAAGAUAAAGGAGAGUGAUAUAGUGUUCUGCAAGAUAUGGAUUUCGGUCAACCAUUUGCUGGAGCCUUGGUAUGCACCGGUGUUGUCACUGGUGCUACCGCCCGGGGAAAAAGACCAGUGGGUUGGUAUGAGAAGUCUGAGCGAACUGAAACGAGAAAAAAAUAUAAUCAACAAGCCCAAACAAAACUCAAUAUACAAGCCGAUCGAGCGAGACGUCAAGGUGUUUAAACCGCUGUCCAUACCGCGCAAAUUGCAGAAGGAGCUUCCGUACAGAGACAAGCCCAAAAAUAAAUGCGUGCCGCACUGGCGCAAACCCAAGUUGAAGGAAAGUCGAGUUGCUGUGGUGCGCGAGCCCCGAGAGGAAAAUAUCGCGCGUAUGAUGAAGAUGAUCAGAAAGAGUUAUAAUGAGAAAAAGAAGCAAGAAAAGAUAGCUAUGACAAAGAGAAUAACCGAGCGCCAGGCGCAGAUUGCAGAGGAGGAAGAAGAGGAUGAAAAACAAAAGCAAGCGAAGAAAGAAAUCUUUAGGGAUCUCAGCAAGCUAGAAAAGAAAAAGAAAAGAUAAUAAUGCUUUCUCAUUGAUAGAAUAUGAAUAAAUCGAUAUUUAUUUCGAAA
Molecule: messenger RNA, 4001 nt
Organism: Pogonomyrmex barbatus (red harvester ant)
Lineage: Eukaryota; Metazoa; Arthropoda; Insecta; Hymenoptera; Formicidae
Product: ribosome biogenesis protein BMS1 homolog
Biological process (GO): endonucleolytic cleavage of tricistronic rRNA transcript (SSU-rRNA, 5.8S rRNA, LSU-rRNA); maturation of SSU-rRNA from tricistronic rRNA transcript (SSU-rRNA, 5.8S rRNA, LSU-rRNA); ribosome biogenesis
Cellular component (GO): nucleus; 90S preribosome
Molecular function (GO): GTP binding; U3 snoRNA binding; GTPase activity
Source: RefSeq, a predicted model, not a curated record